AUGAAAAAAGGAUCCUUUGAAAAAGGUUAUAUUCCAAAUUGGGGAGACCAAAUUUUACGAGUAGAUAAGGUUCAGGAUCAAUUUUUUCCUGUUCGAUAUAGAAUUAAUAAUGAAGAUGGAGAUAGGUUCAAAGGAUAUUACUAUGGAGAGGAGCUAGCUCGUGUCAAAAAGGAUGCUGAUACAGAAUAUAGGAUAGAGAAAGUCAUAAGAAAGAAAAAGAGAGCGGAUGGAACGUAUGAUGUUCUUGUAAAAUUUGUAGGAUAUCCCGAAAGGGAGUGGAUUCAUGAAACCCAACUUGUAUAA
Molecule: messenger RNA, 303 nt
Organism: Meloidogyne enterolobii
Lineage: Eukaryota; Metazoa; Nematoda; Chromadorea; Rhabditida; Meloidogynidae
Source: the annotation of a GenBank genome assembly